ACCUGACAUGACGUCUUACGGCCGGAAGUACAGCAUGAGUUGUUGGCUAUCCACGUGAAUUGUUUAUGUUUGCAUUUCUUUCAGCUCUUUCACUUUAUCAAACGUAGUUGUGUGAUAUUCGGCAGUUUGUUGUCGUGUGGAAUUAUUACAAUUUUUGUGUUUAAUAUCUCUUAUGACUCAUAGUAGCUCUGCCACCUGACUAGCUAACUAGCAAACUAGCAACGGGUUCGCAUCACCUGUCGUUGCUAACAUACUGUCAAAACCCCUUUGCUAGUUUAGCCUACACUAUGCUACAUGUUGUUUAUUUGCUGUAACACUUAGCCAUUGUGUGAAUUGUGGUAAUCAUGAGACAUACCAGCCUGGAUAAAAUCACUUCACUGCAGAAAAAUCCUGCGAACAUAAGAAAUAUUUGCAUCCUGGCACAUGUUGACCACGGCAAAACUACUCUGGCGGAUUGCUUAUUGGCAAGUAAUGGCAUUAUAUCCAGUAGGCUCGCGGGGAAGCUCAGGUAUUUGGACAGCAGAGAAGAUGAGCAGAUGAGAGGAAUUACCAUGAAGUCCAGUGCCAUCUCUCUGCACUAUAACGAAGGUGAUCAAGAUUACUUGCUGAAUUUGAUUGACUCUCCCGGGCAUGUGGACUUCUCUUCUGAGGUCUCCACUGCUGUACGGCUUUGUGACGGUGCCAUUGUUGUUCUUGAUGCUGUGGAAGGAGUUUGUCCUCAGACCCAAGCUGUUCUGCGUCAGGCGUGGUUGGAGAACAUCAGGCCUGUUCUGGUCAUUAAUAAAAUAGACCGACUCAUCUUGGAGCUGAAGCUCACUUCUCAGGAAGCUUACUGCCACUUACAGAAGAUCAUGGAACAGGUGAAUGCGGUGACAGGAACCCUGUUCACAUCUAGAGUGAUGGAGGAGCAAGCAGAGAAAAUAAAAGAGGAGAAAGGGAGUGAGACACGGACUGAAGAUCAAGUGUAUGACUGGAGUGCAGGGCUAGAAGAAGCUGAUGACUCUCAUCUCUACUUCUCUCCUGACCAAGGAAAUGUGAUCUUUGCAAGUGCUAUCGAUGGAUGGGGCUUGAGCAUCCAGCACUUUGCACACAUCUACAGCGAAAGGAUGGGCAUUAAUGCGGAAGUGCUUCUCAAAACCCUGUGGGGAGACUUUUACCUCAAUGCAAAAGCUAAGAAGAUCAUGAAGGGAGCUCAGGCCAAAGGCAAGAAGCCUCUCUUUGUGCAGCUUGUGUUGGAUAAUAUUUGGAAUGUAUAUGAUGCAGUUGUUAAUAGGAGAGACAAGGAGAAGAUUGAGAAGGUGGUAGCAUCACUUGGAGUUAAGGUGAUGGCCAGGGAUUUUCGUCACUCUGACCCCAAAGUCCUCCUGUCUGCAAUAUGCAGUCAGUGGUUACCUGUGUCUCAGGCUGUCCUUUCAAUGGUAUGUAAUAAGCUUCCGAGUCCAUUGGAAAUAGCAGAAGAGAGGGUGGAGAAACUGAUGAGUGUAGGAGUGCGGCGAUUUGAUACCUUGCCGGAGAGGACACAAGAACUGAAAAAUGCGUUUCUCCAGUGCUCCAGCAAUGAAAAUGCUCCUGUCAUAGUUUUUGUAUCCAAGAUGUUCGCAGUGGACCCAAAAGCCUUGCCUCAGAACAGACAGAGGCCUUUGACUCAGGAAGAGAUUGCUCAGCGCAGAGAAGUGGCAAGAAAAAGACAUACUGAAAGGAUGGCAGCUGAACAAAAAACAGCAGCAGGACCACAAGACCGACAAGAAAAAUCCCUUAAUGGUCAGCUUGAAGCACUCAGCAAAGAUGAGCCGGAAACUCAGGUGCUGAAAGAGUCCACGCCAGGGGAGGCAGAGGAGAAAAGUCAGACCUUCAUCGCAUUUGCCAGGGUGUACAGCGGGGUGGUGAAGAAAGGACAAAGAAUCUUCAUACUUGGACCAAAAUAUGAUCCUGCCCAGGGUCUGACCAUGCUGCCAGAUGGAUGUAGUGCUUCAGAUUGUGUGCCUGAGGUGCCUCAUCUGUCCUGUUGUUCUAUUGAAAACAUCUACCUGCUGAUGGGUCGAGAACUGGAAGAGCAAGAGGAAAUGCCAUCUGGCAAUGUGCUAGGCAUUAAAGGCUUGGAGGAUUUUGUUUUGAAGUCAGCAACCCUUUCUACCUCUCCUGCCUGUCCACCCUUCACUCCACUCAACUUUGAAGCUUCACCCAUUGUACGAGUAGCCAUAGAACCAAAACACCCAAGUGAGAUGCCAAAGCUGGUGCGUGGGAUGCGGCUGUUGAACCAGGCAGACCCCUGUGCUGAAGUGCUUAUACAGGAGACGGGUGAACAUGUUUUGGUCACUGCGGGAGAGGUUCAUCUCCAGCGCUGCCUUGACGACCUUAAAGACCGGUUUGCUAAAAUAGAGAUCAGCGCAUCAAAGCCAAUUAUUCCAUUCAGGGAAACAGUGGUGCGUCCUCCCAAAGUGGACAUGGUGAAUGAAGAUCUUGGCAAACAGCAAAAAGUUGCCAUUAUACACCAGGUAAAAGAGGAAGGUUCUCAUGGCUGUUCUUCAGAGACACUACAUGUCGAUACCAGUGGUUUGGUCACGCUCACCACUCCCAACAAAUUGGCCACUGUCAGCGUCCGGGCAAUCCCCUUGCCAAAAGAGGUGACUUGUCUUUUGGAGGAUAGCUCAGAGCUGAUUCGCUCUUUGGAACAAAUCAAUAUGUCCUCGAAGGAGGGGAGGAAUCUAGACAUCAGUGUAAGGACCUUGGAAGCCAUCACUGACCUCAAGGCCCAACUGGAGAACAUGCUGCAGGGGAGGAAGUGGAGGAAUGCUGUGGACAAUAUCUGGGCCUUUGGACCUCGCAGGUGUGGCCCAAACAUUCUGCUGAAUAAUGUGGAGGGCUAUCAACGGCCAUCUCUGUGGCAGUGUUUGUGCAGGGAAGAGAAAUCUGGGGAAGCUGAGGCACGGCUUCCACGAGAUUUGGAUAACAGUAUCGUUAGUGGCUUUCAGCUCGCAACUCUGUCAGGGCCGAUGUGCGAAGAACCCUUGAUGGGUGUGUGCUUCUCCAUUGAGAGAUGGGAUAUCCAGUCUUCAAACUUGCCACAUCAGCAAAACUCCUCAGAAGAAAAUGCCACAUCCUUAAAGGCUUUGGAGGCUAGCAAAGUACCAGAGAAUACUAAUGCAUCUGCGCCGAGUCAAGACAAGCACCGUCAAGAGGCAAUCUCCACAGACUGCUAUGGGCCUGUGUCAGGCCAGCUGAUAGCUGCCAUGAAGGAGGCGUGCCGCCAAGCUUUCCAGGCUCAACCCCAGCGACUUAUGGCUGCUACGUAUACCUGUGAAAUCAUGGCCACUGCUGACGUUCUGGGCCGAGUGUAUGGUGUUCUCGGAAAACGAGAGGGACGCGUCCUCCACGAAGAAAUGAAGGAAGGGACAGACAUGUUCAUCAUCAAGGCUGUGCUUCCUGUCGCAGAGAGUUUUGGUUUUGCAGACGAAAUUCGCAAGAGGACCAGUGGACUGGCCAGUCCACAGCUGGUCUUCAGUCACUGGGAGGUGAUCAGCAGUGAUCCUUACUGGGUUCCGACCACUGAGGAAGAAUACUUGCACUUUGGAGAGAAAGCUGACUCUUCUAACCAGGCGCUGAAAUACAUGAAUGCUGUCCGCCGCCGAAAGGGCCUCAUUGUUGAGGAAAAGAUAGUUGAACAUGCAGAAAAACAAAGAACUCUGAGCAAGAACAAAUAAACACACUAUGUGAUUUUUCUGUUCCAGCAGAUGAGAUGGCCAAGAUGAUUGUUUGCAAGGAACAAAUUAGCAAUUAUGUCCGGAGCUGUGUAUGCAACUGUCACUCUCACUCUCUAUUCUUCAGUCAAGAACUUAACUCAAAUGCUAGAAUGCACCUGAUUAAAGCAUUUAAUCAUGUUUAAUGAUUACAUAAUAUGUUUAAAAGCAUGUGUUUAAUACAAAACAAUAAAUUAACAGUGGAUGGA
This is a messenger RNA of Entelurus aequoreus (snake pipefish), 3946 nucleotides long. RefSeq names its product elongation factor like GTPase 1 (gene efl1). The transcript has 22 exons. Lineage: Eukaryota; Metazoa; Chordata; Actinopteri; Syngnathiformes; Syngnathidae. Bases 345 to 3701 code for a protein of 1118 amino acids. Gene Ontology annotation, biological process: cytosolic ribosome assembly. Gene Ontology annotation, cellular component: cytosol; ribonucleoprotein complex. The record is from RefSeq and is a predicted model, not a curated record. Gene Ontology annotation, molecular function: GTPase activity; GTP binding; ribosome binding.